AAUCUAUUGAGGUUUAUCGUCAAUAAUAAUCAAAUAUUGUUGAUAUAAAAAUACGUCUCAUCAUCUCCGCCUCAUUACUGGAACUCAAUACAUCAAUUAAAAACUAUAUAGAUAACCGGAACUUUUUUGCGGAAACAGGAAGCAAAACGAAGUCUCCUUCCUUAGUGGAUUCUGUGGCGCAGUCCUAAAUUUCAAACAUAAGGCGCGUAAGUAGUUAGCUUGCUGAGUAGUUAAAAGCAAGCGAUUUCUAAUUGUUUUGACUUCUGUCAUUUAAAGCGGUAUAAAAAACAGCAUUUAGCUCGAUAACCUUACUUAAUCUGCCAUAUUGAUACGACCAUAAUAUUGCGAUCUUUCUGGAUCCAUAAUGGUUGAAGGACCGGGAUGCACACUAAAUGGAGAGAAGAUACGUUCAAGAGUGAAGACCGGACAAAAAGUUGUAGAAAUUCGUGGAUCAACACCAAAAAAAAAUGAGCCUCAAACAAACUCCUUCCAGGUAUUUGGGGGGUGCCAGUACACUGGUGUGGAGACGUUGGGGAAAGAACUCUUCUUGUUUUUUGGCCAAAGAGCUCUGAGAGUUCACUUUGGAAUGAAUGGCUCCAUGAGGGUAAACCCAUGUGACCGGCAGCUGGGGAAGGGCACGCCCCCUGCGCUGAAAGUGCAGCUGACCAGCGAUACCGUCUGUUUCUUCGACUCAACUGUGGAAAUCAGACUUUCGGAGCCCUGUGUGCUGAAAGUGAGGGCCAUGGAAAGUUUGGAUGUCUGCUCAUCCAAAUUCAGCUUCUCUCGAGCAGAAGACGUGGUGAAAAGGGCGGGCUGUCGCAUGUUGUGUGAUGUACUUUUAGACCAAUCAGUCCUGCCGGGAGUGGGAAACAUAAUUAAAAACGAAGCUUUAUUCGACAGUGGACUUAACCCUGCAGUUAAGGUCAACCAACUGACAGAAGUGCAGAUCCGUCAUCUAGUGAAGAUGACGCGUGACUUCACCCUGUUUUACAAGUGCCGUAAAGCCGGAUCUCCGCUCUACAAACAUUACAAAGUGUACAAACGGCCGACCUGCGGUCAGUGCGAUGGGAAAGUCACCGUCUGUCGACUUGGAGAGGACGGGAGGAUGACGUACUUCUGCCAGCGCUGUCAGAACGCGGACGCGGGCCAGGUUAACGUCGGCAAGCUUCCCAGCAGGAACAGUUUGGUGGGCUGGGUGCACGGCCGAGGGUUGGGGAGCAGUGAGGAGGUGUGUAAGGAGGAGGAGCAGGAGUGGGCCUGUCACCUCUGCACUCUGAUAAACAAGCCCAGCGGCAGGUCAUGUGAUGCCUGUCUGACCCCGCGACCUGAGCGUCCCAAAGAGCGAAUGAAAGAGGACUUUUCCGCUUUUAGCCCAGAUUUGAUCAAGUACCCCUGCAAUGCCUUCUCCAAACCACAGGAGGAAGUGAAAUUCAACCGAAGAGCCGCGUUCGGAACCUCCACCCUCAUUUUCACCGGUCUGAGCGGAAAGCCUUCCCCGAUGAAAAGUCCCGCACUCCGUUCCGGGAGGACUUGUUUGAAUCCUCUCACUUCGCAGAGAGAUUUAAAUAAACAUAACCUCAGUCUGGGGAACACAAGUCCCAAUUAUGGCUCCGGAACUUUCCGGAGAAGGAGCUGGGCCCUCUCCAGUGGGGAAUUUGAGGCCUCCUGCAGUCAGCCGCAGAAGAAAAUGAGAAUUGAUCACGAGUCUUUUUCUGAGAACAAAGCGCCGACUAGACAUCGUAACUUAACAAGGAGCCCAGAGGAGAGCGGACCCUCCCCUCCCGCCGUCCCCUGCUGUGAGGCCCACCGACGCCCCUGUGUGCUUCGAGUGGUCCGAAAAGAGGGGGAGAACCAGGGCCGCCAGUUCUUCGCCUGUUCCCUCCCUCGAGAAGCCCAGUGCCAAUUCUUUGAGUGGGCGGACCUGCACUUCCCCCUCUGUAACCAUGGGAGACGCUGCAUCAUGCGAACAGUCUUGAAACUUGGACCCAACAACGGACGCAACUUUUAUGUAUGUGCUCUCGGAAAAGCCAAACAGUGCGAGUUUUUCCAGUGGGCGGAGAACGGCCCCGGAGUAAAGAUCGUUCCUGGUUGCUGAGGCAACCGUCAACCCCAGCAUCUGCUGAAGUCCAGAAUGGUAUUUCUCCCGCUGUUCUUUAUUGGUGUUAUGUGCUGCAUGUCUACAGCUAGUUCUAGGGUCAUGUCCGUACACAAAUUUCUUAGCUUAUGUGUGUUGCCAAAUGUCUGCUAUUUACUGUGUAUUAAUGUGCUAAACUGUAUCUGUAUAAAGUGUAUAUUUUGGAAUGGAACUAAUUGUACUGUAAAUGUUGCACUUCAUCUGCGAUGCACUAAUACAUUGGUUUAUAAAUGGACUGCAUAAACCAUUAUAAAAGUAUCAACCAAGUCAGUUAAAAAAAUGGAAUCAUUAGCCCCAAUACAUACAUUUUGUAGAAUAGUGUUUUUUAUUUCAACUGCAGAUACUAUUCAAAAAUAAUAAA
Conger conger (European conger) is the source of this 2495-nucleotide messenger RNA. It is a transcript of the gene neil3, whose product is annotated as nei-like DNA glycosylase 3. Gene Ontology annotation, cellular component: nucleus. The record is from RefSeq and is a predicted model, not a curated record. Gene Ontology annotation, biological process: base-excision repair. NCBI's taxonomy places the organism in Eukaryota, Metazoa, Chordata, Actinopteri, Anguilliformes, Congridae. Gene Ontology annotation, molecular function: damaged DNA binding; DNA N-glycosylase activity; zinc ion binding.